Molecule: messenger RNA, 1614 nt
Organism: Caenorhabditis briggsae
Lineage: Eukaryota; Metazoa; Nematoda; Chromadorea; Rhabditida; Rhabditidae
Exons: 6
Coding region: 1-1614 (537 amino acids)
Source: RefSeq, a predicted model, not a curated record
AUGGAAAAACUGAUUCACCCGAUGUCUUAUAGUCUUUUAACUUUGAGAAAACUUCGAUAUAAACUUCAUCCAUUGCGAUUAUUCAAACUUUUUCUGUUUAUUGGAUUUUUAAUCAUUCUAUUCUUACUACUGGGCACCACAGCUUUUAAGCACAAGGAGCUCAUUAUUGAAACGCCGAAAGAGAUAGUGAUUCUGCAGAAAACACAUGCUUUUGUGCAUUCUGCUUAUUUCUAUCCCGUUUCUAAAUCAUUGGGUAACAAUGCAAUUGCGAUAGUGACAACUAUGAAUAAACGAACCGUCGAUCCGAUCACAGACUACACAAUUAAAGUUCAUGGAAGUUAUAUGAGAAAACGGAUGACCAAUGUGGCCACUUUGACGACCGAACAUCUCCUCAACGAUCGAUGUGACUAUUCUCAAGUGCUGAUUCAAUCCAAUUUGUUUCCAGGAAUGAAUAAAUUGGAAAUUGAGUCUGAGGGAGUUUUGACAGAGAUCCCAUUCAAAAUGCCAAAAUACUCCGCACCAAAACCCGUCGUCUUUUGUGUUUCUCCACAAUUUGCAGCUGAGCAAUGGCAGACAUUUUUGACUCAAUUGCACAUUUCCAAGAGAUAUGGUGCUCACUUACAACUCUACAUUGUCUCGAUGGUUGAAUCCUAUUAUAAACUAAUCAAAGAAUACGAAAAACUGGGUCUCGUCUCAAUCGAACCAUGGCUAACCAUCAAGUUUCCCGUGACUGAUGGCCCGUAUUUGGAGCCAAAUCGAAAUGUGGAGCUCCGAAAUCAAGCAGCAGCUCACACAGAUUGUAUUCUCAUGUAUAAGGAAGCAGUUAGCUUUGUUGGGAUUCUAGACAUGGAUGAUAUUUUAAUUCCAAAUAAUGCGAAUUCCUAUUACGAGGAAUUCGAAAGAGAGUACGGUGGUAGUUGGUUCAUUAGUGCACUUCAAUACGGAAAAGCGGACUUUGAAACUAUCAAAGUGGCGAGUCUCGAGGAUCAAAGUAUAACUGCGAUUGUUAAGAAUGCUCGGAGGUUGCCAACGAAAGACCAAGGAAAAUCAUUCGUUCGUCCGGAGAGAUUCAAUUCUUCGUGGUCCCAUUAUUCAAGAAAUUCGGAUGAUAAGCCAAUGUACUGGACACCAAAGCAAUCGGUUCCGUUGAUGAUGAGAAGAAAAGCGAUGAGAUCAAAUAAUAUUUUCCACUUGAAGAAUAUGUUUUUGAAGAAUUUAACGGAGGUGAAGGAUGGAGCUGUUCCUUUGAAUCCCGGGGAUAAUAUUACGCAAUUGAUCAGUGAGGACCAUUUGGCCGAAAUUGACGCCGAGAUGAAGAGCAUUCUUGCCCUGGAACCCAUCGCCGAACUCUCCAAAACCCUUCCCAAAGACGAUUACUACAUGCCAAUUAUUUUCAAAUGCUACAACGACUCGUUCUACCAUCUUCGUGAUACUCACACUCUUAUGAACGACGUCACAUGUGUGAAUGCCUUUGAUUGUGAACUUCCUCAGCGAGCAGAUAUGCCAUGUGUCCAUUCAGAUGCCACGUACCACUCCGGACCUUCAAUGUUCCCUAUCACAUUCCAUUGGGCUACUGACGCUCUCUUCACUAAUGAAAUCGGGUGUUAUCAGUAG